This is a messenger RNA of Xenopus laevis (African clawed frog), 1682 nucleotides long. RefSeq names its product keratin 78, gene 3 L homeolog (gene krt78.3.L). Gene Ontology annotation, cellular component: keratin filament; intermediate filament. The record is from RefSeq and is a predicted model, not a curated record. Lineage: Eukaryota; Metazoa; Chordata; Amphibia; Anura; Pipidae. The coding region runs from base 73 to 1602 and encodes 509 amino acids. Gene Ontology annotation, biological process: keratinization; intermediate filament organization. The transcript is spliced from 9 exons. Gene Ontology annotation, molecular function: structural constituent of skin epidermis; structural molecule activity.
AAUUACGGUUAAUUGUCUUGGGCUUCCUGUUUUAUCUGUACUGUACCUGGCUGAAGAUCCGAAGAAAGUACAAUGAGCCAAAUCAGACAGUCUUUGGGCAGCAAAUCUGGAUCAUGCAAUGUCCAAGGCUACACAGCUUGUUCCAUUGGUGGAGGAUUUGUAGGGCCAAAAUAUAAUUUCAGCUCUUUAUCAUCUGCUGGAGGUAACCCCAUCUACCACAGCAGUGGAAAGCUAAAAUCCACUGGAAGCCUAUAUUGUUUAGGGGGUCACAAAAGGACCUCUAUCAGCAGUGGGAGAGUCCUUGGGUCCACGUUGGGUACCAGCAAGAGUUUUGGAACCGACACCUUUCCGAUAUGUCCACCAGGAGGUAUCCAACAGGUUACAGUCAACCAAAUUCUCCUCCAGCCAGUAAAUGUAGAUAUUGACCCAAAUAUCCAAAAGGUGCGAAGCGAAGAAAGGGAUCAGAUCAAGUGCCUCAACAACAAAUUUGCAGGUUUUAUUGACAAGGUUCGAUUUCUUGAACAACAAAAUCAGAUUCUGGGAACAAAAUUUAACUUUUUGCAAGAAAAAAGUCAGAAACUUUCCUCUAGGAGAGACACUAUUAAACCAUUGUUCGAUACCUACAUUACCAACCUUCAGAGACAACUGGAAGGAUUAAAGAAUGAAAAAUGCCACCUAGAUGGGGAUCUAAAGAAUAUGCAAGAUGUGGUGGAAGAGUUCAAGUGCAAAUAUGAUGAAGAGAUUAAUAAGAGAACAUGUGCCGAAAAUGAGUUUGUUUCCCUCAAAAAGGAUGUGGAUAUAUUAUACAUGAAAAAAGCAGAGAUGGAGGCCAAAGAGGAAUCCUUGGGAAAUGAGAUGAACUUCUUGAGGAGCAUCUUUGAUGCGGAACUAGCAGAACUACAAGAAUGUUUGUCUGAUAUUAAUGUUGUUCUGUGCAUGGACAACAACCGGGACUUGGACCUGAAUGGCCUCAUUGCAGAUUGUAAAGCUCAGUAUGAGGAAAUUGCCGUCAGAAGCAAAGCUGAAGCCGAGGCUGCAUAUGCCAAAAAGUUCCAGCAGCUGAAGGACGCAGCAGGACAACAUGGAGACAAUAUACGGAGCUCUAAGACUGAAAUUCAAGACCUGCAUACCAUGAUAAAGAGACUGCAGGCAGAGAUUGAGUGUGUGAAGAAACAGAUUGCUGCUCUGCAAGCCACCAUUUGUAAUGCUGAAUCCAGAGGUGAGGCUACAGUGAAAGAUGCCAGAUGUAAGAUGUCAGAGUUGGAGGCUGUAUUACAGAAAGCCAAAGAGGACUUGGCCCUUCAGUUGAAGGAAUAUCAGGAGCUUCUCAGAGUCAAAUUAGCACUGGAUGUGGAAAUUGCUACCUACAGAACUCUUCUGGAGGGAGAGGAGAGCAGAAUGCAUGGAGAAAUUACUAAUGAUGUCAAAAUGUCUGUGUACAGUACUGGAAAGCUUGGAAAUGCAAAUGCUGAAUGUAUAUCUUCAUGCAACUUGAAAAACAGUGGAAGUAUCCUUGCAGGAGUAGAAGCCCCCAAGUGUGCUCCCAAGUGUGCACAGUCAGCAAAACCCUGCGGACCCUCCUGUACCAAACCAGGCUAUUAGAUAUGUAAGAUUUACUUUAAAAGACCCCAGUCAGAAAAAAUAACAACCAUCUUCAGCAACUGCUGAUUCUCUGUCUACUU